AUGGAGUUUGGAGAUCAAACUGAGAUAGAAGAGCGUGGCAUCAACCUAAGUGGUGGACAGAAACAGAGGAUACAACUUGCUAGGGCUCUAUAUCAAAAUCGUGACAUAUAUCUUCUCGAUGAUGUUUUCAGCGCUGUUGGUGCUCAUACUGGAUCAGAAAUAUUUAAGGAAUGUGUGAAGGGAGUGCUUAAAAACAAGACGGUUUUACUUGUAACUCAUCAAGUUGACUUCUAG
Messenger RNA from Prunus armeniaca (apricot), 234 nucleotides. The record is from the annotation of a GenBank genome assembly. Lineage: Eukaryota; Viridiplantae; Streptophyta; Magnoliopsida; Rosales; Rosaceae.